Messenger RNA from Tetranychus urticae (two-spotted spider mite), 1882 nucleotides. RefSeq lists its product as uncharacterized. Lineage: Eukaryota; Metazoa; Arthropoda; Arachnida; Trombidiformes; Tetranychidae. Gene Ontology annotation, molecular function: protein binding. The record is from RefSeq and is a predicted model, not a curated record.
CUACUGCUGACAUCUAUGGGAACUACAGGGAAGUCUAUAUUCUGAUCAAAUCUAGUGAUUCACCAUUGAAUAUUAUUUUAGCUUAAAUCACUAGACUCAAGGAAAACUUUGGUUUUAAGCAUUUCAUGAUAAAAUGUUGAUCAAUGAAAUUCCCGAUGAUUGUUUGCUCGCCAUUUUUGACUAUAUAAUUGACCUGGAUGAUUUAAUAAACUGCUAUAAGGUGUGCGUUAAAUGGAGACAUUUAAUUGCUAAGCGGACUAAAAAAGUUAAAUAUUUGAUCGGUCAGCGUGGUUAUUCAUCUGAUGCUGUUUAUUUUCAAAGACCAUGUGUGCGUGAUGUAACCUACCUGAGUAAAUUAUUUACAAAUUUACAAAUUGCCGAAUUGUCUCCUGGAUUACAUCUCAAAGUAGAAGACGCAAUUGAAUUUGUUAGCAAACAAGAAUCGUUGAGAGGAUUAAUCAGUAGAUAUCGCAAACCAAUAGAAAAAUAUUGUGAUCAACUCGAAAUGCUUUCUGUCAAUCAUUUCAAUCCAAACAAUUUACGAAAUGGUUCCAGCAUAAAGCAAUUGGACAUUUGGAAUUAUAGUCUAGAGGAUUUGAAAAGAGAUGCACAUUAUAUGCCAAACCUUGAAAGACUAAAGGUUGAAAUAGAUGUUCCAGAUAAUCCCUACGAUGGUCCGGUAUUGGAAAAGCUCAAAAUACUUGAGAUGGCCUUCCGUCGUCCCUGUCAUAACAUUUUUUAUGGUUUCCAGUUCAUGGAUUCAUGUCCAAAUUUACAAAGCGCACAUAUUUUGAUGAGCGCUAAUACUUCGUUUUUUGAUGAAACAUUGAAACACAAAUGUUUACAAGAUUUAGUCUUUCAAUUUUAUGGACUUGAUAACGCAGAUGAUACCUGGAAUUAUUUUAAAAGAUUGUUCAAGAAAUUUCCGAAUCUCAAACAUCUUGCGUUGAGGGGCCAUUGUAUUAUAACAGAUGAACAUAUCGAGCAGUUGGUUCACAUUUUACCCAAUUUAGUGCUAUUGGAUGCUGUUGAGUGUCAGGAAGUCACUCAAAGAGCUGCUGAUUAUGUUCAAGAUUAUUGUAAAAGAUAUGGACGAUCAAUCAAAUUUUACUACAAUGGAAAUGAACACGAAAUCAAAUCAGAUUGGCCGCAGUUAUCCAAUGAAUACGAAGUAAUUAGUCGAGGCUUUGAUUUCAUGAAACAUUGCUUCCGCAAAGACUGGAUAUAUGUGGACCUUUCAUGUUUAUUGGUUCCAAUUGAUUAUUGAAAAUGCAUAUUAUCUAUUGGCUAACCUAAAGAGAUGUCUUUGUGGUCAAAGGAUUACAACUUUAGAUCCGUAGAUAACUUUCAUCGAGGUUGCAAAAAUAAUGACUAUAGGUAAAAGAUAAAUUGGAUAAAAUUGGAUCCUUAAAAUUAGAAUCUCUAUUUUUUGUGUUGCAACAAUUCAAUCAACUGCUGACAUCUAUGUGGACUACGGAGGAAAACAAUUUCAAAUGAUACAUUCUGGUAAUCAAUCAAAUCUAGUGAUUGGCCAUUAAAUACCUUUGUAUCAACAAUCAUUAGAUGCAACGGAAAACUGUAGUUUUAAGUAAAACUGCAAUUUUAUUUAAUAUGUCGUUCAAUGAAAUUCCCGACGAUUGUUUGCUUGCCAUUUUUGAUUAUAUCGUUAACCUGGAUGAUUUAAUAAACUGCUUUAAAGUGUGCGUGAAAUGGAGCAAUUUGAUUGCUGAGCGGACUAAAAAAGUUAAAUAUUUGAUCGAAAUUUAUAUUUCCAGGUAAGCGUGAUUAUUCAUCUGAUUAUGUUUAUUAUCAAGGAUCACGGCGAAUUGAUUCAACCUACCUUGGUACAUUAUUUACAAAUUUGAAAAUUGCUGAAUUGUCU